Dunckerocampus dactyliophorus (ringed pipefish) is the source of this 4639-nucleotide messenger RNA. RefSeq names its product Rac family small GTPase 1a (gene rac1a). Gene Ontology annotation, cellular component: cytoskeleton; cell cortex; dendritic spine. Lineage: Eukaryota; Metazoa; Chordata; Actinopteri; Syngnathiformes; Syngnathidae. The record is from RefSeq and is a predicted model, not a curated record. Gene Ontology annotation, molecular function: GTPase activity; protein kinase binding; GTP binding. Bases 300 to 878 code for a protein of 192 amino acids. The transcript is spliced from 6 exons. Gene Ontology annotation, biological process: cortical cytoskeleton organization; establishment or maintenance of cell polarity; actin filament organization.
UAAGAGCCGUUUCUUUCGUAACCGACACAUCACUAUCUCCCACAAACUGUGGGCGUUUUUCCUUUUAAGCUUGACUCCAGAGUUUUUUUUCCACCCAUUGGGUGUUGUCUUACUUUUCCCAUAAUUUUGUAGUGUUCGCGUUUGAUAACACUUGAUUUAAUCCGUAAUUCAAACGCUGCCACAGCCACUUCAUUCUGUGGACGCUUUACUUUGUAAAGCAACACAGGACUUGUUGAUUUUCGACUGCCGUUAGCCGGCUAAGCUAAUUGAGCUGCAGCGGCUAGCAACACAACUCCUCGAUGCAGGCCAUUAAGUGUGUGGUAGUGGGUGAUGGGGCUGUGGGUAAAACAUGCCUGCUCAUCAGCUACACUACUAAUGCAUUCCCUGGAGAGUACAUCCCUACAGUCUUUGACAACUACUCUGCCAAUGUGAUGGUGGAUGGGAAGCCGGUGAACCUCGGGUUAUGGGAUACAGCGGGACAGGAGGACUACGACCGACUGAGGCCACUUUCCUACCCACAGACAGAUGUCUUCCUGAUUUGCUUCUCACUAGUCAGCCCCGCCUCUUUUGAAAAUGUUCGAGCUAAGUGGUACCCUGAGGUGAGACAUCACUGCCCCAACACCCCCAUCAUCCUGGUGGGCACCAAGCUCGACUUAAGAGACGACAAGGACACCAUCGAGAAGCUCAAGGAGAAGAAACUCACGCCCAUCAUCUACCCUCAGGGCUUGGCCAUGGCGAAAGAAAUAAGCGCUGUGAAGUAUCUCGAGUGUUCAGCUUUGACGCAGCGUGGCCUUAAGACGGUGUUUGACGAAGCCAUCCGGGCGGUCCUGUGCCCGCCGCCCGUCAAGAAAAGGAGGAGGAAGUGCAGAAUUUUGUAAAGGCAAGAGUACAGCUGCAGUCUGGCCCACUCAGAUGAAAGAGUUAGUUGGCUGUCAGCGUUCCUGGAAAUAUAUCUCUGCUCAUCAUAACGCUGAUGAGAUCAGAGGAGCUCCUUGUAAAUUCAGUUUUAGCUUGAUUUGUAGCGUCCAGUCAAUUCUGUUUUAAUUUCGGGAUUAUGAAGAAAGUGAGGAUUUUUACAGAAGUGAUUUUAUGAAGAAAUUCACCUUUAUACUGAAAUUCCUGCUGCCUUCAUGACAUCUAACUUUAUGAGAAGACAACUGAGAAUGUUUAAUAGCAAACCUUGACAGUUAAAAACGCAUGUGGUGGUAAAAACAACAUUUUAGGAUAAUAAUUUCCCGUUUGUUUCCAGUCAUUCUGGUUUUAGUGAUUGAAGGACCUUUUGUUUGCCCUCUAACACUAAAAUGUUUUCUUUUCCUUUUUGUUUUUACUUGCAGACAUACAUAAUGCAAACAACAUUAUGAAGGAACCGGUUUGAUAGUUGGAGUUAAACAUGUUUUUACUUGCAGACAUACAUAAUGCAAACAACAUUGUGAAGGAACCGGUUUGGUGGUUGGAGUUAAACAUGUUUUUACUUGCAGACAUACAUAAUGCAAACAACAUUAUGAAGGAACCGGUUUGAUAGUUGGAGUUAAACAUGUUUUUACUUGCAGACAUACAUAAUCCAAACAACAUUGUGAAGGAACCGGUUUGAUAGUUGGAGUUAAACAUGUUUUUACUUGCAGACAUACAUAAUCCAAACAACAUUGUGAAGGAACCGGUUUGGGAGUUGGACUUAAACAAACGACUUAAAAGUGUUGUACGCAUAAGAGUUCAGUAUUUCAACACUAAUUGAAAGUGUUUUUCAUUGCUAAGGUUCAGAUGUGCUCAGCUUGUAUUUGUUGUGAAUUUACUUUGUUGCUUUCCUGUGGUUAACAUUUUACAUUUCUCUUAAGAUUUUUUUAAAAUUAUUUUAAACUCUUGGUACUGUCAUGACAUUCAGAUAUUGCUGUGUUUCAUUAUCAGCCAGUGUGUGUCAUACAGUGUGAUAUCGUCAGCUGUAACAUUUAAACAGUUUUAUUUUCACUUGAGCAAUGGUCGAAUCUGAACUCAUUUUAACAGUGUUUCAGUGGUGCACACUUGCUUAAUAUGGUAUGAUUGUUUUUUAAGUAAAUAAAGACUUGAACAUUCAGUCCCGUUAUGAUGGUUUUAAUAAUUCAUUUGGCAUUCAAUGCAUUUAGCUUGUCUCGCAUAGGGACGAUUUUAAACCGCUUGGCUUGCUUUCCAUCGGUCAAACACCAACUUGGCACUCACUGCAUCCUCAACCCCCAUUCCUGGAAAAAGUUACACAUUAUCCUGUUAAAAGAAAACGGUGACUUGGUCACAUUUAAAGUGUCAGGUGUUGCUCACCAAGGGAUUUAAACACAGUUGUCUUCUCUCUGAGCGCAGCUUUUUUUCCAUUGAUAACUUCUCCGAGCUCUGCAAACACCUCAGCCUGACAAAAACAUGUUACUUUGUCCUCACAUGUAUACACUCGUUGAGCACUUCAUUAGGUGCACCUACCUACACUAUCAAAUACAAGUUGAAUUACAAGAGCUACAGUAUAUCAGAAAUCUGCCUUACAAACAAAUGUGCAAUUACAAUUCAUUAUGUUUAUACUGUAGUUGUGGUUGGUGUAUAGUUGUAGUGCUCUAAUACACUCUUGAUCUUACGUUUUAGAAUUUACAUUUUCCACCAUUGGAACAUAAGGAGUUUCUAAUUAGAGGUUCAAAAUGCAAAAAGAAACUCCCCUAAAAUAGAAAUAAAAUGUUCAAAAAAGGACUCAGUAAUGAUUAGCUGCGCCAUUCUUGUUAAUCACCUCAAAAAUGGGUUUGGGCAUGCUUGAUGCCAGUGUUUCCAGGAGGCACGUGGGAAUGGUGCUCCAGGUGGUGAAGAUGGCUUCACAGAGGGCAUCCACUGUCUGGAACGUCCCUUGCCAUCCAUCCCCAAAUGUUCUCAAUUGGAUUUAGAUCAGGGGAACACGCAGGAUGGUCCAAAAGAGUGAGUUUAUUACUCACUCUUUUAUUACUGGCUGGCGGGCAUUGUAAACUGCAGCGUUGUCCUGUACAAAAACCUAAUCGUUACUACACAGACGAGGGCCUUCAGUCAUAAGGGAUGUCCCUGCAACAUCUCCACAUAACCAGCUGCCGUUUGAUGCCCUGACACAACCUGCAGCGCCAUUGUUCCAUUGAAGGAAAAAGCACCCCAGAUCAUGAUGGCGCCCUCCACUGUACUGUGUGGAAAACAUCUCAGGUGGGAUCUCUUUGUCAUGCCAGUAACGUUGGAAGCCGUCAGGACUGCCAAGGUUACUAAAAUUUCUUCCAAUUUUCAACGUCCCAUGUUUGGUGCUCUUGUGCGAAUUGCAAAUGGGCAAUUUUAUGGUGUUGAAGGAGACGAGGUCUUUGAAGAAGUUGUCUGUUCCUAAAACCCUUUUCUCCCAGAUGCCGUCUGAUGGUUAUUGGAAGGCAUUCGGCACCAAUAACUUCCAUUUUGACCGAGGAUCGUGACUUUUUUUUUGGGUCUACCACUUGACUUUUUUGUUCCAUAACCCUCAGGAUCUUUGAAGGAGUUUACAUUGACUGUCUUACUGCAGCCAACCUCAGUAGCAAUGGCGUGCUGCGAGAGGCCUUACUUAUGCAGCUCAACAAUCCCACCGCACUCAAGGAGAGAAAGCCUUUGCCAUCAAGCGAUCAUGACAGUACGAAUACCUGACAGAAAAUUACAUUGAAGCCUUUUAAAGGCUGUGAUCUUUUGAUCAGCUGAUGAACAGCCGAUUUCACUUGAAUAAAUUGCUUACUAUAAUUUUUCGCACUCCCAUUUCUUCUUUUUGAAUUUUGAAGCUCUUAUUUAGGGACCAGCUUUGAGUACAAUGCAGUCCAGGUCUACAACCACAACAAACAUCAAAAUGAGCAUUAUUAUUUUUGACAAGGUACUAUUUGUCAUACAUUGGACCUCGUAUGUACAUUAAUGCCUUAAUUAAGUCGUUAGUCACUGACCCCAGAGAGGAUGAUGUCUCCAGACUCAGUCAUGGCUCCUUCCCUGCAGUCAGUAUAGAUCACCGCCUCCUUCAUCAGCACAUCAUCAAGUUCCCGCGAGGUUUCGUUGCAGGCUCCCACCGCUGCCCGGCAACAAGAAGUUGUUGAUUCCCUACAUGAACUUUGAGAGCAGUUGAAGCUCCUCACCUGCCACGUGGGCUCCUGGUUUGACCCACUGUCCAAAGAGCACCGGCUCUGAACUUGAGGUCACUGUCACUAUGACGUCAGCGCCCUUCACUGCCAUUUCCGCUGAGUCGCAGACGUUUACGGGUCCGCUGACUGAACUUUGAAACCUUUCCGUCCCUUGUUUUGUGUGGCCCCACACUCGCACCUUUUCAUGGAGAGCCAUGAACAUAAAUGAGCACUAUGAACAAAAUGUUAGCAGCUUUACAUUCCAGGCAGCCUCAAAUUAUAAGCGUUUGUUACUUUGUGUUCCAAACUGAAGAUUUAGCUGUUAUAUUGGGCUCAAACAUUAACAUAUUACAGCCAUUCAUGUUAAUGUUUGACUUGGGUGGUUAAAAAGGAUGCCUUUAAGAGUUUAGGUUUGUUGCUUGUGAGUUUUUAUGUCAAGGAAGAUUGAACAUUCAACUUUGGUACAAAUCUGGAUAAGGGUGCACAUUCCACCCCAGAAUGUAAAAGAACUUGUGGUUGACCACUGCAAAUGAUAAACAACCACUGGUGCCAAAUUA